AUGACCAAGACGGCGAGCGCAAAGCGCAAGCGCGCCGAGAGGGAAGCCCUCAAGGCCGCCCAGACCAACAAGCGCGCAAAGAGCUCUCACGACGCCUCAGCCGACGGCAGAAACACCCCCGACCCGAAUGACGCGGCCGCCCACGAUACCCAUGCCGCUAGCGGCCCUAGGUUGCCCAAGGUGCUCCAAGAGAAAAAGCUCUUCGUCGAGAACUCCGUGGGCAAGGACCGCCUGCGCGAGGCGAAGCUCUACGACCUCCUCAGCAGCGAGAACGAGACGGACCGCCUCGAGGCUGCCAGCGCCAUCAUCUCCAGCCUCCUCGACGGCGACGGCGUGACUGAGGCCGUGCUGCAGCGCCACCUCGACUGGCGCCUGUUCCGCGGUCUCGCGAGUGGCAGGGCCGCCUCGAGGCUCGGCUACAGUAUCGUCCUGACGGAGAUCCUGAGCCAGCUUCUCGGCCCGCCAAGGAACCUGAGCCGCGACAAGUAUCCCGGCCUGACGUUCGAUAAGGUGCUGGGGAUGCUUAUGGAGAGGACACACGUCGGCGGCAACAUGCCGGGCCAGGAGGAGCGGGACCUGUGGUUCGGCCAGCUGUUUGGGCUUGAGUGCUUCGUGCGCGCUAGGGUACUGUUCACCCCGGACGAGGGCCCCGACAGGUGGAACGAGGUGUUGAGGCUCCUGGUGAAGCUGGGGAACAAGAAGGUCUGGCUGCGGCCGCAGUGCGGGUGGGUCGUGGCCCAGGCGCUCGCGCAGCUGGACCGGAACCGCAUCGAAAUGGUUCUGCAGCAGCUUGUCGAGCUGGGCUGGUCCAAGACUCCGGAGGGCGUUGGCAUCUGGCUCGUCGCCUUCGAGCAGUGCCCCGACCUGAGCAGCGGCGACCAGUCGAAGCACCACCACCCGCUCUCGCCGAGGAACCUUGGCGAGCUUGCCGGUAUCCUGAAGGAGAGUGGCCAGGACGACGUGGAGAAGCAGCAGAAACAACAGCAGCAACAGCAAAGAAGGGGGGCUGGCUUCAGCAAGAACAAGCAGGCCAAUUGGACGCCCCAGCUCCACUUCGUUUGGGAUCUCAUUGUGCGUCACUUCUUGCGCAGGGGCCCCGAGCAUGUCGAGGACUUCAGGGCGUUCUGGAAACGUGUUGUUGAUGACAACUUCUUCGCAAAGACCGCCACCGAGGGACAAAAGUUCAGGGGCUUCCUGGUUUUCCAGAAGAUGCUCCAGAGCUACGCCGACAUCGACGACCUCCUUGAUAUCCUUUUCAGCAGGAACCUGAUGACCUGUCUCAUCAACCAGGCCGCCCAGGAGGACCGCUUCCUCCACCGUGCGGCUCUCAAGACCUGCAAGAUCAUCGAGGAAACGUCUGCGGCGCACCCGGAAGCCACCGGUAUCAUCCUCGACAACCUGAUCAACAACAACGGCCUGUACCGGUUCGACGUCAUGACCAAGAGCAAGACUGUCGACAAGAUCCUCCAGCACGUAAAGGCCGAUACGGGCGAGGAUGUCAUGCAGGUCCUGAGGGGGCCCGUCAUGAAGACCUCCACCACAUCAAAGGACAUCAACGCUGUCAAGCUUGACCUCCGCGUCUACAUCGAAUACAUCUUCCGCCUGACCACCUCAGCACCUGAAGUCGCGCUGCAAGAGCUGACUUCACUUGCAUACGCAAAGCCUAUCUGGGUCCCGGCGAACGCACACUCUCUGGUAACGGAACUUAGCAGGAGCCGUCUCCAGUCCGCCUUCGCCAAACUUUCGCGCAAGACCGAGGACUCGAACUACCUAUGCACCGCGGUCCUGUCGAUCAACCCAGAGUACAUUCGCAUGGAGGGCGAGAUGAAGGAGGAAGUCAAUUCGGCACGGAAGCGCUUGGAGAAGCUCAUGAAGACAAGCACCUCCGUGGGUGAGAGCGCCUCGGACGAGGUCAAGAUCGCACAGGGUCUGGCUCUCCUCUACGGCAUUGCCAUCUCUCAACUUUACAACGAGGAACCGGACGCGUUCCAGCUUCUGAGUGACCUGAAGGAGUACCAGACUCGUCUCCAGACGGACGAGGAGGGCGCUGCGGAGUUCUUGGUCGAGAUUCUGCUGUCUCUUGUUUCUCAGCAAUCCUCACUUUUACGAGAGAUCUCGCAACGGGUGUUUGGCAACUUUACCACCCGGGUUUCUCCCAAAGCACUGGAGCUGCUAUUGGACGUCCUCUCCGCCGACGAGAGCGCCAAGGGUCAGCAGUCGCUGUUCGAUGAUGUCAACGCAGACGAAAUGGAUGUCGAAGACAUGGAGGACGACGGCGAAGACGAUUCUGACGACGAGCUUGGUUCCGACGUCGAGGUGGACUCGGACGUUGAGUUUGUCGGCCUCAACACCGGCGACGGCGAGGACGAGGACGAGGAAGAGGAUGAAGACGAAGAAUCGGGAUCCGACGAGGAGGCCGACGCUGAAGAUGGCAACAACCUCGAGGCCCUCGACGACGCCCUCAGCAAGAUUCUCAACAGCCACCGGCUCGACAAGGACCAGGACGCCGAGACCUCGGACGAUGACUCGGACAUGAGCGACUCGGACAUGCUGGAGCUCGACAGCAAGCUGGCCGAGGUGUUCAAGCAGCGCGCCAAGGCGGCGCCGAGCAAGAAGAAGGAGCGCAAGGCCGCCAAGGAGUCCGUAGUUAACUUCAAGCGGCGCGUGCUGGACCUGCUCGAGGUCUACGUGAAAAACGAGGCGGCGAACCCGGCGGCGCUCGCCGUCCUGCAGCCACUCCUGCGGCUUGUCCGCACGUCGACCAUCAAGACGCUCUCCGACCGGGCGUAUGAGCUGAUCAAGGACUACCAGAAGAAGCUGCGCAAGGCGCGGUCCGGGGUCGCCGGCGGCAGAAAGGAGGACAAGAAGGUCGACAGGGAAGAGGCGCUCGAGGUGCUGAGGGGCGUGUACGAGGAGCUGAAGGCCGGUGAGACCAAGGCGCACGCAAGGGCGGCGGUGCCGGCGUGCCUGAUCGCGGCCUCGAGCGUGUUCCAUGCCGGCAAGGGCGACCGCGCCGCCGUGGACGCCGUGGUCGGGGACGCUGGAGAGGGCUCGGCGGUGCAGCAGGAGAUGAAGAAGGCUUGGGACGAGUGGUGCAGGAACCACGAGGCCCUGAAGAAGAAGGCUGCCGCCGCUGAUGCUGCUGCUGCAAAGAGCAAGUAG
Messenger RNA from Colletotrichum graminicola M1.001, 3162 nucleotides. Its product is annotated as DNA polymerase phi. The coding region runs from base 1 to 3162 and encodes 1053 amino acids. The transcript is spliced from 3 exons. The record is from RefSeq and is a predicted model, not a curated record. Gene Ontology annotation, biological process: regulation of DNA-templated transcription. NCBI's taxonomy places the organism in Eukaryota, Fungi, Ascomycota, Sordariomycetes, Glomerellales, Glomerellaceae. Gene Ontology annotation, cellular component: nucleolus. Gene Ontology annotation, molecular function: transcription factor binding; rDNA binding.